AUGCACCUAGACACUAUUCCUACUGAAAUUAUUCUUCUUAUUCUUACAAGUCUCGAAUUUUCAGGCAUAAAAAGCCUUUCAUGUGUGAACAGGCAGUUGCGCCAUAUUUGUAUUCCUCUGCUUUUUCAACGUGUGGAAUUCCAAUUCUCAAAAGAGGGAUUGAGAAAUCUUUCUCGCUUCAAUAGAUCAAAUAUUUCUCCCUACGUUCGGUGCUUCAGAUAUUCUGUUCCAGAUAUUAUCCGACCAGAAAAAGAUGUAACAGAUUUUCAGUAUUUCAAAUCCAAGAUAUUCACUCCUGAGGACUAUGUCAACCAACAAUUACGCGACUGUGAUUUGUCUCCAGAUUCAGGCAAUGGUUCUUCCUAUUUCUGGAUUUAUACCAAAAUCAGCCGUGUUUGUCGAGAACAGCGCCUUAUUCUUGAGAAUCAUACAGACCUUCACGCACUCACGCAUGCGUUCAAAAUCCUGCCGUCAGAAUUUGAAUUCAGCCUCGGUUUCAGUGAUAGCAUUGACGACUUGUUGCACCAGUGGCAAGUUCCGGCUUUAGAAAUGAGAGAAAAUACAUUUAAGCACCAUGCCCUGGUUAUUACACGGGCUUUGUCAAAUGCUAAGGAUUCGAGACUGCAUCCAAUCACCCUCCGCCUUUCAAACUUCUCUCUAUUCUGGGGACAUGACUGGAAUUGCUUGAAUACCAGGAUGCUCGCAACACCUCUUCAACAGUUGUUUUGCCAUAUGAAAGAGGUAGUUCUGGAAGGUGACUAUCGUUAUUUCCCCCUAGAAGCCAUUUCUAGCGCAACACCAAGCUUGCGCCAGCUAAUAUUAUGCUGUAUCACAGUCAGUCAUGUUGCAUUGGGCACUUUCUUAGACACUAAUCGUCUAACUCUUCGUUGUAUCGGGUUCUGCAAUGUCCAGCUAGUUGGUGAAAGUGGCAUCAUAGGCCCGUAUGAGCUGUCCACAUUCUUGGACUUGUUAAGACCUGGGAUACCCAAAGCGCAUUGCUGCGGAAGAGAUCAACGUAUGUUAUGGUUACUAUAA
Molecule: messenger RNA, 1035 nt
Organism: Aspergillus japonicus CBS 114.51
Lineage: Eukaryota; Fungi; Ascomycota; Eurotiomycetes; Eurotiales; Aspergillaceae
Exons: 2
Coding region: 1-1035 (344 amino acids)
Molecular function (GO): protein binding
Source: RefSeq, a predicted model, not a curated record